This is a messenger RNA of Necator americanus (New World hookworm), 534 nucleotides long. RefSeq lists its product as uncharacterized. Gene Ontology annotation, molecular function: aspartic-type endopeptidase activity. The record is from RefSeq and is a predicted model, not a curated record. Lineage: Eukaryota; Metazoa; Nematoda; Chromadorea; Rhabditida; Ancylostomatidae. Gene Ontology annotation, biological process: proteolysis. Bases 1 to 534 code for a protein of 177 amino acids. The transcript has a single exon.
AUGACUGCUGAAGGUAACAUUAGGAAAGCCAGAAAACAGGUCUAUGAAAGAGUGCUAUUUUUCUUCGAUUUUGGCGCACAAAAAACAGUAAUCGAAGAAAAUCUUGCAGAACAACUCGGUCUACCCAAGAACACGACCGAAAUCUGCACCAUGUCCGGAAUUGGCGGGCUUAUCGAGUGCUUCGAAACUUUUGAUUCCGGUAAAACUAGGACCAAAACUGCUUUCGGAGAAGAAAUUUGCAUGACCAUACAGACCAAACCAGUCAUAACAAACAGAUUUCCUUUAGUGAAAUUGAACGCAGAAGAUGUUGAGUUCUUGAAAACAAACGCUAUCUGUUUAGCAAAGUUUCGUGGUGAGCAUCAAAAUCCACACAAUCUCGUUGGACUGGACUACUACCACGAUUUAGUUACGGAUCCAGCAAACGGAAUCCGAACACCAUCUGGUUUUCAUAUAGCUAAAACAGCUUCUGGACCCACAUUUUAUGGUCGAGGAAUCAGCAAAGUGAGACUGCUAACACUGUAUGUCACAGCCUGA